AUGUAUUCAAGUUAUCAGAUAGUAAUUGAAAAUGAACCUGAAUGUGUGAAUUUAUAAGACAUACCUAUACUGUAUGUGAAUUCAAUAGCUUUAUAAUUUAAGGAUGAAUAAAUGACAGAGUUUAAAGUUAUAGAAUUUGCAUUGAUAAUAUUCUCAAUGUUGAUUAGCAUGAUUUGUGGUGCACGUUACUUGAUGUGAGCAUGAAAUUAGUUAAUGUUAGUGUUUCGAUGACUUACAUGUGUUAGACAACAAUCAGCAUAUUGGCACUCCUUUCAUUGAUGUUAAUGAUAAUCCCUUCAAUAACUCUAUGUUCUAAGACAUUCAAAAUGAGUUUGCAUAUGUAGAGAAUAGCAUAAUUGUUAUAUUUAUCCUUAUUAAUCUUGGGAUUAAUAGUAUUUUUUUUUUUCAAACUCAAACUUAUUAAGAAUGUAGAUUAUAAGGAAAAGUGAUUGUGGAAUAAGUAGGAACAUUGAGAUUACUUAUAGAAAUUCUUUGUUGUCUAAUGAAUCUAAUAUAUGUAAGUUACUUACAUUAUGUUACUGUUUAAUAUUGCAAUAAGGAGUAGCCAAUCAGAAUGUAAAUAGUACAAAAGAUUAUGAAUACAAUAGUACCAAUAAUUUGA
Paramecium pentaurelia is the source of this 622-nucleotide messenger RNA. NCBI's taxonomy places the organism in Eukaryota, Ciliophora, Oligohymenophorea, Peniculida, Parameciidae. The record is from the annotation of a GenBank genome assembly.